This is a messenger RNA of Hansenula ciferrii, 1359 nucleotides long. RefSeq lists its product as uncharacterized. The coding region runs from base 1 to 1359 and encodes 452 amino acids. Lineage: Eukaryota; Fungi; Ascomycota; Saccharomycetes; Phaffomycetales; Wickerhamomycetaceae. The transcript has 2 exons. The record is from RefSeq and is a predicted model, not a curated record.
AUGACAGGUGGAGACUCACAUUUGAUUAAAAGUGAACACAAUCGAAAUAGAUUCUGGAGCUACAGAAUGCCCAAUUACACACUCUCUACCGGGAGCAAAUAUAGAGACCGUUCAUUGAGUGUUUCUUCAAAACAAUUGAAGAGAAUCAAAAGAGAAGUAAAACAAUUGCAAAUUGAGGGAAAGCAAUUACCAACAAACGUUUUACCUGCCAAAUUUCCUGAUUUUAUUACCUUCUCUGAUGAAAAUUUGUCCAAUAAUGAUUUGAAAAUUCCAACAAAACGAUUAGAGGUAUAUAACAAGUCAUUAUCAAUGAUCAUAUUUGUUAUUUUGAACAUUCAUGUUGAUGGUUUUGAGUCCAAUGUUGGAAGGCUGGUAACAAAAGAUAGACCAGUUAGUUUUCAAUUAAAUUUACCCUCAAAAGAAAACUUAGAUGAAAUGGUGAAGAGAACUCAAAUUAUCACAGAAAGAUAUAUCCAUGAUAUGUUGUUUCAAGAUUUAGCAGAAUUUCAAAAACACAACGAGUUGAAUGAAUAUAUCCACAUCUUUAUUUCAAAAUUAUACCAAAACAAUGUUUUUUCAUUAAAAGAUGAUUUAAUUAAACAAGAAACACCUUCUCCAUCAGAUGAUAAUAUGGCAAAAGAUUCUGAGAGUGAAGAACGUGGUGAAAAAGAAGGUGAUGAUAAUGAAUCUUUAAUUGUCAAAUCCAGAGGCGGUAAAGAAUGUGAUGAUAAUGAUGAAUCUUCUUCAAAUAUUGACAAUUUAAAGUAUAAAGGUGGAAAUUCUCCUUCAAAUAAUGCUGAUUCAAAAUCAUUAUUUAGACCAAUAUCAAGAACUGGAGAAUCCAAAUCAUCAUUAGGUAGUUCUGUUGAAUUUAGCUCAAAGAAAUCCAAAGACAGAACUUGGGCUAAAUUUAAAAAUUCAUCAGCAACCACAAAAGGUAUCACAAAGAGUCUUUGGCGCUCACUUAGGUGGCAACGCAGCCCUUUAAAGAGGGAAGAAAAUGUCCAAGAGACUGAUGAUCUAUUUACCCAGUACUAUAAAUCCAAUGAUAAAACUGAAGAAAAUUCUGCUGCAAUUUCACUGGCCGGUACAGAAAUUUUAACCAUUGGUUCUUGGGCACAACCGCUUACCAGCCUUAUCUCUAAACAAUCUGUUAGAUCAAUAAAUGAAGAGUCUGUACCUGCAGAAAUCAUUAUUAAUAAAACUAAUGUUCCAACUGAUUCUGAAAUUAAUGAUAAUCAAAAGACAACGUCACAACGUUCAAGAAGAGAUUCAAUAAGCAACACCAUUAAAGACAAAAGCAAGAGCUUAAAAGCUAAAGCGUCCAAUCCUUUCAAAUCUUUUUCCAAGAAUAAAUGA